Papilio xuthus (Asian swallowtail) is the source of this 873-nucleotide messenger RNA. Lineage: Eukaryota; Metazoa; Arthropoda; Insecta; Lepidoptera; Papilionidae. The record is from RefSeq and is a predicted model, not a curated record.
GUGACGCGAAACUUCGAGUCGUUGUAGCAUUUUAGUUUUAUCGUAAUUUUCUUAGAAUAUAAGAAAGUAAAACUAUAUUCCAGAAUUAUAAAAAGAAAGUAAUUAUUUUUUUUAUGUUCAUAAGUACAGAGAUAACAACUAUGAAUCAUGGUGAAUGUUAUGAAAGGAGUUCUCGUUGAAUGUGAUCCAGCUAUGAAACAAUUCUUGCUUCACUUAGAUGAGACUCUUGCACUCGGAAGGAAGUUUAUUCUGCAAGACCUUGACGAAACACAUCUGUUUAUAUCAUCAGAUAUAGUGGAAACAUUACAAGCUCGUGUAGAUGAUUUAAUGGACCAAUUGAGUAUACCAGUACAUGACAAAGGACUGUAAAUAUGGCAUCAAGAGAAUCAGGUAGAGUGAAAGAAUCGGAGAAGCGAAGGGUACUUGACGAUGCCGCUAGGAAACGAAGGGCCAGAAAGGCCAUUGAGGCUCUCGAACAAGACAAUUUCCAUGAAGACCCACAUGCAGAUCUGGUUAUGUCCAAGAAAGUCCCGAAAUUCGCGGAUUCAAACGAAAAACCUACAAGGAAAAAAAAGACUAGAAGUGCGGAGUAUUAUAAGAUGAGAUUUAGGAAAACUUUUGCACAACUUGUGGAAGAAGAUGCAAGCAGUAGAUCGGAACCUCCUAAUUAUUUGUCAGCACAAGUCCCACCAUCAAAGUUCCCUGAUAGACAUUUCUGUGCUGUGUGUGGGUUCCCUUCGAACUACACUUGCAUUCCCUGCGGAGCAAGAUAUUGUUCUGUCAAAUGUCUCGGAACACACUUGGAUACAAGAUGCCUUAAAUGGACUGCCUGAAUUGUUUGAUAUAAGUUUAGUAAUAAAAAUUCACACCAGU